ACAAAUGAAACCUUGAACAGUGAAUUAGGAAAGCAGGACAAAGAAGAUGAAGUUUUUUACACAGAGAAAGAUGCAAUACUGAGGGACCUUAAUCAGGCAUAUAAUGAUGCCAAAUUCACAGAAGAAAACUCAACACACAAAAAUAAUCUGAAAAGGAAGUUAGAAGACAACAAAUUACCAGAUUAUGAUGAAUCAGCAUUCCUAUUUAAUGAUCUGAAUGAAGAUGUAAUUAUGGGUAAGAUUGAUGAAAAUGCUCUCAGGGAAGAAAGCAGAUUGCCAUUAGCAAAUGAUAGUAAGACUAUUUCAAGCAAUGAUGUGCAUAAUGAAAAUUCAGACCCUUUCAAAAAAGCACGAAUCAGUAGAAAAGUUGAUAUGAAGGUUACAUUAUUAAAAACACCAAAUAAGUUCAAGGCUCUCUUUGGAGAAGUUGCAGAAUGUAACCACGUAUCACAUGAAAAAAGAUCAGAAAUCAUUGUUUAUGGAUGGCUUCAGUUUGGCUUAAAGCUAAACUUUUAUGUGAUGGAUUGGGUAGGAUCUGGGAUAUAUAGAUUCAGAUUGAUAGAUAACUGCAGAAUACCUACCGAUGAUGAUUGUUGUAACAUAUUGGAAGAUGGAUUUUGCAUUCUUAAAUUGCUUGAGGCAAUUUCACCAGAAAACUUACCCAAACCAUUGACACCAGAACAUCAAAAUCUGGGAGAUUUAAUUAUUUCAAUGCCAUAUGUAAUCAAUUGGUGUAAAAGAAAUAAUAAAUAUUAUACUACUUGUCAUUCAUUUAAGAAAACUAAACAAUGUCUUAAUAUUGAAAAGAGAUUGAUAGAGUUAUAUGUACAUGGUGUACUACAUUUGCUUGGUUAUGAUCAUGAAAGUGAUGAUGAUUAUUUAAUGAUGAAUAUGAAAGAAAAAGAAAUGCUGAAACAAUUUUGGAAAUGGAAAAAAGAUUUAAGAAACAGAAAAUAA
Messenger RNA from Entrophospora candida, 957 nucleotides. NCBI's taxonomy places the organism in Eukaryota, Fungi, Glomeromycota, Glomeromycetes, Entrophosporales, Entrophosporaceae. The record is from the annotation of a GenBank genome assembly.